AUGGACCUAGCCACCACCCCUUUUUCCCUUUCUAAUCUCAAAUCCCACCACUACCCCGUUCACCCACCACCACCCCUCAAGCUCUUCACUCAAUGCUGGCGUCCGCUACCCCCUGCAACUGUCACCAGAACCCUCGCCCUCGUUCACGGAUUUAUCGGCGAAUCCAGCUGGUUCCUCCAGCUCACCACCAUCUACUUUGCCAAGGCCGGAUUCGCCACCUGCACCAUUGACCAUCAGGGCCACGGCUUCUCCAACGGCCUCAUCGCCCACAUCCCUGACAUCAACCCCAUCGUCGACGACUGCAUCGCCUUCUUCGACGAAUUCUGCUCUCGCUUUGAUCCUUCUCUUCCUUCCUUUCUCUACUCUGAAUCCCUCGGCGGUGCAAUUGUGCUAUUAAUUACUCUCCACUGCCGUGACUUCCCAGAAAAUGUCUCAUUCGUGAACCGAGCGUGA
Molecule: messenger RNA, 453 nt
Organism: Arachis ipaensis
Lineage: Eukaryota; Viridiplantae; Streptophyta; Magnoliopsida; Fabales; Fabaceae
Source: RefSeq, a predicted model, not a curated record